Cannabis sativa is the source of this 761-nucleotide messenger RNA. RefSeq lists its product as uncharacterized. The transcript has 4 exons. The record is from RefSeq and is a predicted model, not a curated record. Gene Ontology annotation, biological process: double-strand break repair via homologous recombination. Bases 1 to 516 code for a protein of 171 amino acids. NCBI's taxonomy places the organism in Eukaryota, Viridiplantae, Streptophyta, Magnoliopsida, Rosales, Cannabaceae. Gene Ontology annotation, molecular function: DNA binding.
AUGGGAGGCAGCGGUGUGGGUGGCUGGGGGAGAGAAAGCUUUGUGUGUCGUUUUAAAACCGACGGUAAAGAGAUUGUGAGGGUGACAAAACGACGCAAAUUCUCCUAUUUUUCACUUACCCCCAAACAGUCAAAUGAAACUUUCAUUUUCGAGCUCUCUUUUCCCUCUCUUUCUCUCUUGCGAUUUGGAAGAGCUGAAGGUCUCUCUCUUUCCCCUCUCUUUCUCUCUUGCGAUUUCGAAGGUCUGAAGCUCUCUGUGAUUUCGAACCGGCAAUUUUCCGACCUCCGUUGGUGUGGAGAAAUACGUGAUGUUAUAUUCUCUGACAACGGCUCUGUCACUGUUGUGUAUCGUCUCACUGUAAGGGGAUCUGACGGAGAGGCAUUCCGGGAGUCAUCUGGUACAAUAUCGUCUAGUGAUAGCCAUAUUGUGGAUCCCGUUGCUGCAGCAGAGGAGAUAGCUUUCUGCAGAGCAUGUGCUCGGUUUGGCCUCGGCCUGUACUUGUAUCAUGAAGAAUAGAUUCUAAUGAUGAGGUAUUCAACUUGUGUCAACUGGUUGUUUGAUUUCUUAGAAGUGAGAUUGCAAUUUCCUCCUUUCAAUUAUGUAAAAAGUAAAUACUUAGUAGAACACGAGAAUUAGUAACCGAGUAUAUUACUAUUGUUUGAUAUUAUGUAGUAAUUUGUUUAGGUCUAUUUGGUUUGGUACAGUAGAAGGAUAUCUUCAAUUAUCUCUCAAAUGUAACGGAUCAUUAGUUUUGUAUUCCA